AUGCACGAAAUCAACGAAAAAGGCCAUCUUAGGGUCAAAACAGUCUUGAUGGUUUUGACCAUGUCCAUGGCUUCAGCAUCCAUGGGCAUGACAGCCUCAGUGAUCAGCACCACCCUAGGACAACCAUCGUUCAUUGUCAAGAUGGGCCUUAACGGUCCGAAUGGCGCCUCGCUGACUGGGGCGGUGACCAGCCUGUACUAUGUUGGGGCGACCUGGGGGGCUUUUGUGCACGGCUGGUUUGCAAAUCGAUAUGGGCGUAAGCCGUCCAUAAUAUUUGCCGUCUGCGUGAUUGUCGUUUCGCAGGCACUGCUUACUGGAGCUGUGAAUGUGGCCAUGUUCAUUGUAUUUCGUUUCUUUUUGGGCUGGGGUGGCUUUCAAGCUAUAUGUGGCGUUCCUCUUUGGAUCAGCGAAAUUGUUCCACCACGUCAUCGUGGCAAGCUCUCCGAUAUCCACGCAGUCAUGAUCAAUAUCGGCUAUUCGAUAAUCGGUUUUGUCGGAGUUGGCUUUUAUUACUACGACUCCCCUGACGCAUGGCGUGCUCCACUUGGGAUCGCCAUUCUUCCUGAGAUCAUCUUCCUGGUUGGCUGCUGGUGGCUCCCAGAAAGCCCGCGAUAUCUCAUUGCUCGGGACCAGUCUGCGAAAGCGUGGAAGAUUCUGCGUGCGCUCCAUGCGGACCAAAACGACCCUACCGAUGAAUUUGCUAAACGUGAAUUCUACCAGAUUCACGAGCAGAUACAGUUUGAUCGAAGUCAAGAUACUAGCUGGAAAUUGAUACUGACGCGACCAUCGUAUCGGAAGCGCGCAUUGAUCUCUGCCAUGCUCAGUUUUUCCAUUAUGAGCGCGGGCCUGAUCGUGAUUCAGAACUACGGUGUCACCCUGUAUGCUGAACUAGGCUAUACGGGUGUGGAUACUUUGUUGCUUCAAUCAGGCUAUACCCUAACGUUGUGUUGUUGCAGCAUCAUCGCCAUAUCUUUCGUCGACAAGGUCUCGCGCCGCAACUUAAUGGGGACUGGUUUCGCCCUCCAGUGUGUCUGCCUCAUAAUAUACACUGCACUCGUCGCAAAUUUCCUGACCGGGGCCAACAAGUCUGCACAGGCGGCCGCCGUGGCAUUCAUCUACCUUUUUGGCUGCAGCUUCGAAUUGUGCCUCGACGGUCCAGAAUUUUUUUACAUUCAGGAAAUCUGGCCAAGCCACUUACGUGCGCAGGGCGGCGCAAUCGCUUUCAUGGUUUACAACGCCAUCAACAUCUGCUGGUUGCAGGCUGCCCCCACGGCAUUUGAAAAUAUCGGUUGGAAAUUCUUCAUUAUAUUCAUCAUAUUCGCGGCUCUGGGCUCUAUCAUGGUUUUUCUCUUCUUCCCAGACACACUGCACAAGCCAAUGGAGGAAAUCGCAGACAUGUUUGGCGACCAGGACUUGGUUGUUGUCCAUCAAAAUGCUAUCACGAGCGAGUUGUUGGAUGCGAGAUUCUGGGAAGUGAUGGGCGAUGGAACGGAUAAUUUGCACACUACCUCUAUUUCAGUGCAGGAGACCAAGAGUACCGGCGAUGAGGCAGCAAUGCAUUCAGAGAGGCUACCUGUGUAG
Molecule: messenger RNA, 1581 nt
Organism: Cladophialophora psammophila CBS 110553
Lineage: Eukaryota; Fungi; Ascomycota; Eurotiomycetes; Chaetothyriales; Herpotrichiellaceae
Exons: 3
Coding region: 1-1581 (526 amino acids)
Biological process (GO): transmembrane transport; carbohydrate transport
Cellular component (GO): membrane
Molecular function (GO): carbohydrate:proton symporter activity
Source: RefSeq, a predicted model, not a curated record